UGCCUUUAAGAUGACUGACUUGCUUCUUUGCAUUCUCUGUGUUGCGUCUCCUUUCCUUCCCUCUUUCUGCUACCAGGAUCCAGCAGCAUAAAUCGGGUAACUGCAAGCAUGGAGAACGGAGACAAUGAAGAAACGACCACAAUUAUCGCACCGUCCCCCCUGAAGAGCUUUAAGAAAGCAAAGAAUGAAAACAGCCCCGACGUCCAAAGAAGCAGACCCCGUGCGCCGUGGGAGGAGGAUGGCCCGCAGGGCGGGCUCUACCACUGUCCCAACGACCGCACCCGGUCCCCGAAGUUCCCCUGCACGCGUCGCCGGGCCCCCUCCUGCGGGAGCGACAAUGACCCUGCACAGCCCCUGAGGAGGAGGUCACGCUCACGCUGUAACACGAGCAGCGGCAGUGAGUCAGAAAAUUCUAGCAGAGAACACCGGAAGAAGAGAAACAGGUAAAACACACGUCUGCUGCUUCCCUGGAGCCAUGAUACAGGACGUGCUGUGCGGGAGCCGAGUGUCCCGUGUCU
Molecule: messenger RNA, 518 nt
Organism: Oryctolagus cuniculus (rabbit)
Lineage: Eukaryota; Metazoa; Chordata; Mammalia; Lagomorpha; Leporidae
Source: RefSeq, a predicted model, not a curated record